GUUAGUGGAGAGCUGGUGAAAUAAGGAGCCCCACUACAUCGUUGGAUGGGUUUAAUCUGGGCCCUUGUUUUUUUUUUUUUUUUUUUUCUUUCAUUUCAAAUGCUUGGCUUUUUUUUUUUUUUUCCUGAAAUCACAUGGUUCGUUCUGAGUAAAGAUAAUGAGAGCAGAUGUUUCCCCUGAAACGAAACUUAACAACAAUCAAUCAUCAUGCAAUUACAAGAGUUUUGGAGGUUCACCUCAGCUGACCGAUAACACGCCACCCGAGGACUUCACGUGUGACUGGCAGAGAGAGCAUGAUGAGGAUACAGACCUCUGCCACCCUCCAAAUGAGAUUCCUUUGAGGCAGAUGGCCUCUGGUAGCCACAAAGUGUCUGACAAAAGCCACCACUUCAACAAAGAGACAGACAAAGAGUCGUUUCCCGGAGGACCCAGGGCUGGCUGUCUGUGGCAGGACACACUCAUUCCAGUCUAUGUGGCAUCUGUCACCUUUGCCAUAGGAGUUGCCCUUGUUUUGAUCCUGCAGAUUCACUUGAGGGAAAGUCCGGUCUUUAUAAAAGGUGUGCUGCUGUCGGACCACGAGCGCUGCACAGCUCUUGGUCAGAAGGUUCUUCGCGAUGGCGGUUCCAGUGUAGAUGCAGCCGUUGUUGCCACCCUCUGUUUAGGUGUUGUGAAUCCACAUGUGUCAGGUAUUGGUGGAGGAGGGCUGAUGCUGGUUCAUGAUAUCCAUAAAAAGGAAACCAGGGUGAUAAAUUUUCAGGAAACUGCACCUUAUGCACUCAAAGAGGAGAUGCUCCACAGUGACUUGGAGCUAAAGCCAGGUCUGCAAGUUGGAGUGCCAGGUAUGUUCAGAGGGUUACACCAAGCACACAAGCUCUACGGGAGAAUGUCAUGGGAGGAUGUGGUCACAAGAGCAGCUGAUGUAGCCAGAGAGGGUUUCAAUGUGUCUCGUGGUCUCGCUGAGGCCAUAGUGACGGUAAAAGAUGAGAAGCUAUCAGGACAUUUCAGGAGCAUGUUCUUCCCAGGCGGUCGAGCUCUGCUUCCUGGAUCAUUUGUGAAGAUACCCCGCCUUGCAGAAGUCAUGGAGGCGGGCCUUUCUGACUUCUACAAUGGGAGUCUAUCACAAGAGAUAGUGGAUGAGGUGCGAGCUCAUGGAGGGGUCCUGAGCAGAGAGGACAUCAGUAACUACAGUGCAGAAGUCGGGCCACCUCUGGAAGGCCUUUAUCGCGAAUUUAAAGUCCAAGUUCCUCCUCCUCCAUCUGUUGGUGCAGCCUUGAUAUCAGCCCUCAACAUUUUGGAGGGCCGCCAUGUCACUGAGAGCAAUCGCACGGCCGAUGACGCAUACCACUGGAUUGCUGAGUCUCUGAAAGCAGCUCUAGCCAUGGCCAGUGGUUUGGGUGACCCCGUGUAUGACUCCUCAGUCACUCAGUUGGUCUCUGAGAUGCUGAGUAAGAGUCAUGCUAAUGUGCUGCGCCAGAUGAUGAGCGACUCCCAUGCAGCUCCACCCGAGCACUACUCCACUCUGCACUCCCUCCAGGGGGAAAAAGUAGCCGGCCAGGUGGUGGUCAUGGGACCUGAUGACCUCACCGUGUCAGUGGCAAGCUCCUUGAGCAGGCCAUUUGGGAGCAGAAUCAUAACUCCCUCGGGCGUUCUCCUCAACAGCCACAUCCUUGGCUUCUCCUGGCCAAACAAAACCCAAGGGCCGCUCCAAACCAACCGGAGGAACAGCGUCCAGCCAGGGAAAAGGCCGCUGUCAUGUCUCAUGCCUGUGCUAGUGGUGCCAGCCUGGCAUACAUGUGGCACCUUUAUGGCACUAAGCAAUUCAGAUGGAGACCACAGUUUGAGUGGGAUUGCUCAGGUAUUGAUAAAAGCAUUGCCCUUCCAUACAAAGAUAAACAGCAGCCUCUUCCCUGGAAGACUCCAUCCCUGGCUUCAACCCAACACUCUUCUCGUUGACUCUGCCUUCCCGCAGGAGGACGUGCAGGCGCUACAUGUGAAGGGUCACAUUGUUCAAAGGGUGACGACGCUCUCUGUGGUCCACGCUAUCCAGAGGGAGAAUGAUAUAAUUAAGGCCAUCGAGGAUCUUCACUCAUCAGAUAGUUUUAUAUAAUAAUUCUAUUGCUGGCAUAAAUUUUGUUUUCCAUGUUUUUUUUGUUGCCCUCCAUAGUUGAAUGCCUCAGUGGUAUUAAUGACUGGCCAGCAGAGGGCACUCCCUAGACAAGUAAUUCUGCUUGAGAGAAGGUGCAUGUGAUCCAUGGGAUGUUUAAAAAGACUGAUUUAAAGAGUAAACUCAUUCUGCUUGAA
Myripristis murdjan (pinecone soldierfish) is the source of this 2301-nucleotide messenger RNA. Its product is annotated as glutathione hydrolase 7-like. Bases 158 to 2107 code for a protein of 649 amino acids. Gene Ontology annotation, cellular component: plasma membrane. The record is from RefSeq and is a predicted model, not a curated record. The transcript has 15 exons. Gene Ontology annotation, biological process: glutathione catabolic process. Gene Ontology annotation, molecular function: glutathione gamma-glutamate hydrolase. Lineage: Eukaryota; Metazoa; Chordata; Actinopteri; Holocentriformes; Holocentridae.